This is a messenger RNA of Diabrotica balteata, 423 nucleotides long. The record is from the annotation of a GenBank genome assembly. NCBI's taxonomy places the organism in Eukaryota, Metazoa, Arthropoda, Insecta, Coleoptera, Chrysomelidae.
AUGCGAAGAAUUAUGAACCUUCUUAAUGUUUCACAUCCACCUAAUCAAUGGCAAAACAGUUGCGAUAAGGACCCAAACGUCAGCAAUGAAGAAAAAGAGAACAUCCCUUUAAGUUCAUUAGAAAGCGUUUUAAAGCAACAGGAAACAGCCGAUAAUACUCUGCCAUUACAAAAUAAUUCUUUGGUUGAGACUAACACUGUUACUGCAACAACAUCAAAACGUUCGUCGAGAUUGUCAUCUAGUAGUUCCAGUUCGUCAUCUUCUAGCAGCAGCUCUUCGUCUCGAUGUUGUUCAUUGAAACAAGGACGAUUUGUUUCCCAUAUCCUAAAAGGUAAAGAAAUUGAAGCCCAGUCUCAGUCUUUAUCAUCUAGAACUACUUCACCUUCAAUACUCGAAGCCCAGUCUCAGUCUUUAUCAUCUUGA